CCAAGAUUUAAGCACAAGAUUUUUCGAAUUAGAGAUCUUAAGACUUAUCGUCUACAAAAAUACGACUAGUUUUUAUCUCCCAAAACCUUCACUCAUCUGAUAACGGAAAGGCUACACAAAAAGUAGCACGAUUACCGCCAACAACACCAUAUCUAUAGCCAUUAAUAUUAACAAUAAACACCACAUCCAUUCGCACCCAUUAUAUCGGUUACGCCUAUCAAUAUUCACCGGAACUAUGAACUUGAUGAAUCUUUUGGGCCCUUCAGACCCAGUGGAACCGCCAGCUGGCCAUCCGUCCGACGGUGUGUACCACUUCCGCACCGGACUCUCCCCUUUGCAAAAACAACUAAUCGAAUUGGUGGUACUGAUCCACAAACAGAGCUUGAUUUCGCGCCUUUCCCCCCGUCAGUUCGACCCUAUUCGGUCCAUUGACACGCCAGAACACGCGCUUUCCUCCACCGAUAUGCUUGAAACACUCGUUCGCAAUGUGAAACUUAUCACGGCCCACCCGUACCUCGUGGUGGACCAUUACAUGCCCAAGAAGUUGCUCCUUGUGCAAAACCACGAACUCUUAUCUGCGGUGAGCGGAAAGUUCCAAGUUUUUAACACAAUUCUCCACCAGGCGGAGCACCGCAACUUGAAGCUUGUGGUUGUUUCGCAGUCAGUAAAGGAGUUGGACUUGAUCGAGGGCUUCAUUAUUGGCCGAAAACUAGACUACUCGCGCUUUUCUGGCACCAAGUUGUUCAAUGAGGAACGAACCGGUCGCUACCAGGCUCCUACACCUACCAUUUCGCCUCCCAGCUCUGAGAACACCGACGGAAAGCUCAAACGCUUACUGAAGGACGAUGAAUACCGGUACCUUAAGGGCGAGCGAUUAAAAGCAAAGUGUGUUGAGACCAGUGAGAUUUUCUUAAUCACGUCGAAUCAGUUCCGCACAAACUAUUUUAACAUGGACACUGGCACCAAGAGGCUUGAUUUAAUCGUAUCUUUCGAUACUUCUUUGCCUGGUGAUGAUGAGCACAUCAACCGCUUGCGAGCGGGGGACCGUUUGGUUCCGCUCAUUAAGCUCGUCCCCGUCAAUUCCAUUAAUCACGUGGAGUUACUGGAACUGGGAUUAGAAAACAUCGCUUAUACCACGUUGCUCAACCGCCAGUACACUGGGGAUUUGGAUGAAGCCACCAGUAGACUCUACCCAGAGCUUUUGGACCAGAUCUUGGGCUCCUCAUCGGCGAUGGCCCAGCUCCCUCCGCUCGAACGGCACUACACCAGAAAAUCCCGCGGGGAGCUUGUGGAGUCGUUGAACAAUCAAACGAGCCACAAAAGAGCCAAAAUUACUCAAGAAUAUGUCUCUGCAGAAGAAUACAAAGCGUGCAUGGCGCAGUUGGUGUACGCCCACUUCGAGGCCCUUGCCCUGGAAGCCGAUGCGAUGAGCACACAAAUACACGAGUGGCGUGCUAAGGAGAGCGUGCGGCAGUUGCGUGUGGAAGAACUGGCUGACGCCAUGGCCGAGUAUUACCGCAGCUUGAAGUUCUUUGAGAAAAACGUCGCAGAAGUGGAUAAGAAAGUGGCAAGAGUGGAAUCAGAACACGAUAAGGUGGGCGAGCGAUUAAGGGUGUUGGAAGCGCAGAUGAAGGUGUUAGGAGGUCCAGAAGCGAUCUCAAAUAACCAAAAACUGGGUUUGAAAGCUUCUAGUAGCCCAGACGUGAGCCUGAAUGGCUCCAAAAACCCCCUUUCAAUUCUGGAAGGUUUAAAUGUCCCAGAUGUGGCCAUGGGUAGCGCGAACGAUUCCGAAGUGACCAAGGACGGCUCUAAUACGCCAAAGUUCAGCCUGGAUAUUUCUAAAGAUCCUGAUGAGAUUAUGAAUGCCACUAACGAUCCUGAACUGCCCACUGGUGAUUCUGCAUCCCCAAAAGGCAGUCGGGAUACCUCUAAAGACCCUGAAUUAGUCAAGGAAGGUUCUAUCACCCCAGAAAGGAGUCAAGACGCCUCUAGCAACAAGGAUGUGAUUACAGAUGCUUCUAGUGGCACACAGUUACCCCAGAAUACUCUUGAUGCGGUACCUACAUCUUCCGGUGGUUUCCAGGAGGAGAUCGUACGAUUGAGGCUCCAGCUCCAGACACUCACUGACACCAACCAGAAACAAGCGACUGAAAACGACGAGCUCAGAGCAUCGUACCAGACCAAUUCGGCGCUCGCAGUAGAUGCUGCUAACCGGCUUUCCAUUUUCAUAGCGCAGAACCAGGCCCUCCGGGCUAAGUUGGAUACCCAAGCUAAGCCGUUACGCCUCUUGACCAUUGCCGGAAACAGGAAUGCGCACACCUCGGAGCUCGCCAGACUACAGACCAAAAACGCGUUCCUUGAAAAGUACGUGGGCAAGCUCAGUGAGCUUGUCAAGGAAAAAAAUACAUUGAUGCCUGUGGGGAGAAGCGGUAGACCCAGCAGGUCACUUACCCCGUACAGUGCUCCAGGAAAAUCCAGAAGUAACUCGCCAGCGCUAUAGCUCGGUCUUGCUAGAAAAUGUUAUAGAAUAGUGGGGUUGGAUUAUUCAGUGCGUUAUUUAUGGAGAUGAAGAUUUGAAAAACGGUAGAUAUGAAAUUUUGAUCGGUGGAAACGUAGAGUUUAUACCCGAAUGAGAUUACUAACUCCCUAGUACAGAAUAUAGUGACAGGUAUUUG
Molecule: messenger RNA, 2675 nt
Organism: Babjeviella inositovora NRRL Y-12698
Lineage: Eukaryota; Fungi; Ascomycota; Pichiomycetes; Serinales
Exons: 1
Coding region: 236-2500 (754 amino acids)
Cellular component (GO): HDA1 complex; nucleus
Source: RefSeq, a predicted model, not a curated record